Tigriopus californicus is the source of this 683-nucleotide messenger RNA. RefSeq lists its product as uncharacterized. The coding region runs from base 130 to 669 and encodes 179 amino acids. The record is from RefSeq and is a predicted model, not a curated record. Gene Ontology annotation, cellular component: cytoplasm; ribose phosphate diphosphokinase complex. The transcript has 2 exons. NCBI's taxonomy places the organism in Eukaryota, Metazoa, Arthropoda, Copepoda, Harpacticoida, Harpacticidae. Gene Ontology annotation, molecular function: ribose phosphate diphosphokinase activity; magnesium ion binding. Gene Ontology annotation, biological process: purine nucleotide biosynthetic process; 5-phosphoribose 1-diphosphate biosynthetic process.
GGAUGAACUGCUAAAUGUUUGGUUUCAGUCGGAAUUUGCAUCAAAGAAAGGAUUCGCCAACCUUCGAGCAGCAAAAGUGAUGCAGGCAUUGGAUGCCUCUCCGGAUCGGUCAAUGGUCGACAUGUGAUCAUGAUUGACGACAUGCUUGACACGGGGAAAACGCUCAGAUUCGCUAUGGAGGUUUUGGAACGAGAAGGAGCAGCAUCGGUACACUUUUUAGCAACACAUGGCCUCUUCUCAGCCGGUUGUGUUGACGUGGUCAAGUCUUAUGACCAAGACUUUCUCAAGGCAGUGGUUGUCACCAAUUCCAUCCCUCAAGACGAGGUCAAGAAGCUUCUACCCUCGUUGCACAUUAUUGAUGUAGCAGGUCUGAUCGCGGAAUUUGUCAGACGGCAUCAUUACAGGGAGAGUGUUUCUGUGCUCAGCCAAUUUAUGCCUAUUCGUGAUGAGCAUCAACCUGAUUUGGUGCCCGAGCGUUUGGCCAGCCUUAGGCUCGCAGAAGGCCAAGUUUCGGGUUUGAUACCCGAUGAAGGGACCUCCUCGGCCUUUGAACCUUCGGACGCUUUGGAGGAUCCGAUUGAUGAGGAUACGCAAGGUGAACAACUGGCCGACCGACAACUAAUGAAAAUUCGGAAAGGUUUUCGGUUGAGCUCAGUGUGUUGGGAUUAAUUUGACCUAGGUAU